Impatiens glandulifera is the source of this 2722-nucleotide messenger RNA. RefSeq names its product receptor-like protein kinase FERONIA. The record is from RefSeq and is a predicted model, not a curated record. The transcript has a single exon. Gene Ontology annotation, cellular component: plasma membrane; plasmodesma. Lineage: Eukaryota; Viridiplantae; Streptophyta; Magnoliopsida; Ericales; Balsaminaceae. The coding region runs from base 101 to 2608 and encodes 835 amino acids. Gene Ontology annotation, biological process: protein autophosphorylation. Gene Ontology annotation, molecular function: transmembrane receptor protein tyrosine kinase activity; ATP binding.
UAACUGAAAUAGACAAGCUAUUAUAAAUAUGGUCAUUUUUUGAAGCAAAAAUUCAGGAAACCAAUAUAAUAUUAUUGGAGAGCAAAUUGCAGAAAGAAACAUGGUUAUACCAGUGCUCAUAUUAACAUUGAUUCCACAAUUAUUACUGCACACCAUGGCUGAGCCAGCUGACCAAAAGACAUACUCUUUUAAUUGUGGAUCACCAAAAGAGACUUCAUCACCCAAUCAUCACAAUUGGAAUCUCCACAUGUCAGAAUGCAUCAAUGGAGUCUCAAGAGCUUCUUCCAGGAAAACCAUGUACAAGGACAUAGAAGCAUGUACAUUCACGUGUGAAUUCACCUAUAUAGUCUCUCUUUCUGCAGGUAUGUAUUUCAUCCGCCUCUACUUCCUUCCAAUCUCAUACGAUGGCUUAAACAUAUCAAAAGCUGUGUUUAGCAUCUCUGCCAACCAUUACACUCUUUUAAACACUUCCAUGAAUUCUUCAUACACUUCUUUAGACACUAGUACCGAUUACUACACAGUCAAAGAAUUCUGUGUUGAAGUUGAGGGAUCAGAACUCAACAUCACAUUUUCUCCAUCCAAAUAUGUUUCAAGUGCCUACGCCUUUGUGAACCGAAUUGAAAUUCUUCCAUUAGUCCCUUCAGACCUUUACCUGCACAAAAAUGCAGCCCUGCCUCUUAUAGGAAAAAAGAACUCCUCUAAAUCCUUUAGUGGGAACUCUAAUGCCCUUGAGCUAAUGUACCGACUAAAUGUUGGUGGGAAUGCCAUCCAGCCUGAAGAUACAGACCUGCACAGGACUUGGUUGGAGGAUUCACCUUACCUUGUUAAUGAUCCUGCAACCACGAUGAAUGGAAGAAUUGAGAAGGAGCAUCAUGGCAUCCCCUUUCAAGAAAUUGCACCUGAGGAAGUCUAUGCAACUGCCAGAGAACUAGAAUGGCUGUAUCCUUAUGGAUUUAUGAACCUCACAUGGUCCUUCAGUUUAGAUACCGGUUUCUUUUACCUUGUUAGGCUACAUUUCUGCGAGAUUGUAUCAUAUAUUACACAAAAUAACCAAAGGGAAUUUGCGGUCUAUUUCAACGGUACCAUUGCUGAGAAACAUGUGGAUAUUUACCAGUGGAGUGGUGGAGUUGGCUUUCCAUUACACAAGGACUACAUCAUAGAUUUGACACAAAGAGACCACCAAAAGGUAGAGUCUUUCUCAAUUGUAUUGGGGAGUACAACAACGAAUGGGAGCCCAUCAUCCAUGGGACCUCUUUUAAAUGGGUUGGAAAUUUUAAAGAUAUCAGAUCCAUCCAACAAUCUUGCUGGACUAAAUCCAUUUUGGAAUAGGAAUUUCCUCCACAAUGUGAAAAGCCAAUCCAAAGGUUUAGGAGAUGCAACGUUUAUUGGAGAACUUGUUCUGGGUUUUUACCUUCUGGUACCACUAGUUUUCUCUGUUCUAUUGUACAUACUACCCGAGAUACGAUGGUUUCUGAAAGUAGCUUUUCUCUUAUGUGGUCACUCUGAAUGGCAAAGGAAAACCAUCUUUAAAUGGGCAUCUGAUGAUCAGUGCCAAUAUUUCAGCCUUACAGAGCUUAAAGAGGCAACAAAAAACUUCUCUACAGCCACUUUGCUAAGCUCGGGUGGCUUUGGCAAUGUAUAUGAGGGAUAUGUUAACGUCCAUGGAAAGGCUACCCAUGUUGCAAUAAAACGCAGAAGCUCAAAUUCCAAUCAAGGCCUACAUGAGUUCCAUACAGAGAUUAUCAUGCUUUCUAAAGUUAAACAUUUGCAUCUCGUCUCUCUGAUCGGAUACUGCAAGGAUGACAAAGAAAUGAUACUUGUUUAUGAGUUUAUGGAAAGAGGCACCUUAAGAGAUCACCUCUAUAAUACCCAAGAACCGCCACUUCCAUGGAAACAGAGACUUGAUAUCUGUAUUGGUGCAGCUCAGGGCCUGCAUUAUCUCCAUGCUUAUGUAAAUCAGAUGAUAAUUCACCGUGAUGUGAAGAGCACUAACAUUCUACUCAACAAAGAAUGGGUUGCAAAAGUUGCAGACUUUGGAUUAUCGAAAAUUAGGCCACCCAAUGGACUCACUUGUGAUACUCAAGUCAGCACAGCUGUUAAAGGAAGUUUUGGGUACUUAGAUCCAGAGUACUAUCGCUAUCGAAAAUUGACAGAUAAAUCUGAUGUUUACUCCUUUGGUGUAGUACUGAUGGAAGUGUUGUGUGCGAGGCCUGCAGUUUUGCCUGUACCUACUACUACUAUUGAAGAUGACAUGGAAGGAAUAGAUCAAGUAAACUUGGCAGAUUGGGCAGUUAGAUGUUAUCAAAUGGGUACUCUUGAUCAGAUAAUAGAUCCAUAUCUGAAGGGAAAGAUUGACCACCAUUGUUUCAAGUCCUUCACAGAGAUAGCAAUCAAGUGUUUAUCAGAUAGGCAAAUUGAGAGACCAACAAUGGGGAAAGUGCUUUGGAACUUGAACUUGGCAUGCCAACAGCAAGAAGCUGCUGAUGCAAUACAAAACACAGCAGCAGUAGCAACAGAUCCUGGACAGGGGAUAGUUACGGGUGAUCUUCUUGUUGGCACCUCUGAGCUGGACAUUGGAGAUGAAUUUUCUCAGCUUAGAGGUCGCUAAUAAGCUAGAACAUGAUCAAUGAUCUAAGAUGCAUUAUAUAAAAACCUCAUAAUUUCUCUAUUUGUAGUUGGAAUUUUCAAGUUGUAUUGGUGUAAUCAUUAAUCCAUAUAUUUA